Drosophila biarmipes is the source of this 2057-nucleotide messenger RNA. RefSeq names its product DNA repair protein XRCC3. Gene Ontology annotation, biological process: telomere maintenance via recombination; resolution of mitotic recombination intermediates; double-strand break repair via synthesis-dependent strand annealing. The transcript has 4 exons. Bases 408 to 1433 code for a protein of 341 amino acids. Gene Ontology annotation, cellular component: Rad51C-XRCC3 complex; replication fork. Gene Ontology annotation, molecular function: ATP-dependent DNA damage sensor activity; four-way junction DNA binding; ATP binding. NCBI's taxonomy places the organism in Eukaryota, Metazoa, Arthropoda, Insecta, Diptera, Drosophilidae. The record is from RefSeq and is a predicted model, not a curated record.
GAUAGUUUAGGAGGUCAAUGUUGCCCUGCUGUAGAAGAUUGUCAAGCAAUUUUGGAUGUAUUGGGGCUAUAUUUAUGGUGUCCAUAUUAUUCUUCAUGAUCUUUAUCUUCAUCUUGUAGUAUAACGCUUUGCUCUGUCCUUUGACCAAGAUUGGAAAGAUUGUUUCUUUUAUCAAAUAUCCACUGUAGUUGCCAGCUGAUUGACCCACUUAGAAAUAGGCGCCAACAGCUGAUUUCAACCGGCUUUUAUUCACCUCCUUGAUUCGUUCGCAAAUCAUCGUUGAAUACUCGGCUGUUUGAUCAAUAUUCCCCCGGAAAUACUCCAAUUGCGGAGGUGUUGAGACACCUUCCGUGUUUGCUGGGCCAUCAUAUCACGCAAUCCCAUCGAGGACAUGCCAUCGCAUCGCGAUGACAGACUUUCUGGAACAGUUGCCCAAGCACAUCAGGGAAAUCGCCCAGCAGGUUAAUGUCUUCGCGCCGGAGGAGGUGCUCACAACCCCGAAGGUACGGUUCUUGGACACUCGCCAACAAUCCCUAUAUACACUCGUGCGGAAAUGCACUCCGGAUGAUGUAAGGGUGCUCAAGGACGCGGCUGCCAAGUGGCUGGCGGAGAUGCCCCAGACAGCUGAUUCCCUCUUCAAGCCUCUUGUAAAUGUGAGAUGGUCUCGGGUGUCCUUUGGCUGUUCUGCCCUGGAUCGUUGUACGGGCGGAGGAGUGGUCACUCGGGGAAUAACCGAACUUUGUGGAGCCGCCGGCGUGGGCAAGACCCAGUUGCUCCUGCAGUUCUCCUUAUGCGUCCAGCUGCCUACUGAGCUGGGUGGAUUAGGCAGGGGUGUGGCCUACAUUUGCACAGAGGACGCCUUUCCGGCGAGGAGGUUGCUGCAGAUGAGCAAGGCCUGCGAGAAGCGACAUCCCCAGGAGAAGCUCAACUUCCUGGGCAACAUCUUUGUGGAACAUCAUUAUGAGACCGAAUCCCUUCUGACUUGCAUAAGACAUCGUCUGCCGCGCCUGAUGCAACAACAUGGCAUUGGCCUGAUCAUAAUCGACUCUGUGGCCGCCUCAUUCCGGCUGUACACCGACUUCAUGGAGCGGGCCCGGCAGAUGCGACGGCUGGCCGAUGCGCUUCUCAGCUAUGCGGAUAAGUACAACUGCGCCGUGGUCUGUGUGAAUCAGGUGGCCUCCAGUGGUGGCCAGGACGAGGUUCCCUGUCUGGGAUUACAGUGGGCACACUUGGGACGCACCCGCCUGCGAGUUUCACGGGUGCCCAAGCAGCAUCGGAUGGCAGAUCAACUGAUCACGGUCCGCAAACUGGAGAUUCUCUACUCGCCAGAGACCCCAAAUGAUUUCGCCGAGUUCCUCAUCACCGAGGACGGCGUGGUGGACGUUCCAGAGCCAGCCAUGACCCGCCCCCCUGCAAAAAUGCGUCGACUGUGAUCGGUUGAAUUUAAUCUGUUUAUUUUGUUUUCAUUUAAUUUGUUGAAUUUAAAAUGUGUAACGGCGGAGCGUUCUAUCGACCAAACUGUAGUUUAAUAUUCCUAUUAAACUUAGCGGAAGCUUAAGAAUAUUUAUCAUAUAAUAUUUUGUUUACUUUUUACGUUUGCUUUUUAAAUUGUUAAUAUACAUCCCAAGCAUCAAGGUUGGAAAAGAUAUAUAUUGCUUCAAAACAAUCAAGUUUAAGCAUUUUCUCUGAUAAAAUUCCGCUAAAUUUAAAUAGGAAUUUAAACCACUUCGCGGCUUUUAUCAUCUAAUUUGUUGCCAUAGUUCCUUUUUUGUACAAACACUCAAUAAAUAUGUUUCAUUCAAUUGCAAUUUACAGGGUAGCAGAGCUUACAGGCUUACGUACAAUAUAGUUCAUAGUUCAAGUAGUAAAAUCAAUUUUGUAAUCGCCUCGUAUACAUUAUCACAUGAAAUUCUCGAAAGUUCAGAUUACAAUAUGCCAUAGUUUACGCGGACAUUUAAAUGCGACAUUUACAAAAGCCUAGCCUUAGCGUUUAAGUAUAUUAAAUAAAUUAAAUACAAGCCUAAGGGUGAACGGAUUACGCGACAGUUAAAUUACAA